UGCUUGCUGCCCCAGUGGGUUCUGGCCGCAUCCUCUCGUGUGCAUCUCCCAAGCCUCCCGCUGCAACAUGAAGGCGCUGAGCCCGGUGCGCGGCUGCUACGAGGCGGUGUGCUGCCUGUCGGAACGCAGUCUGGCCAUAGCGCGGGGCCGCGGCAAGGGCCCGGCGGCCGAGGAGCCGCUGAGCCUGCUGGACGACAUGAACCACUGCUACUCGCGCCUGCGGGAACUGGUACCCGGCGUCCCGCGAGGCACUCAGCUUAGCCAGGUGGAAAUCCUGCAGCGCGUCAUCGACUACAUCCUCGACCUGCAGGUGGUCCUGGCCGAGCCGGCGCCCGGACCCCCGGACGGCCCGCACCUCCCCAUCCAGACAGCAGAGCUCGCCCCGGAACUCGUGAUCUCCAACGACAAGAGGAGCUUCUGCCACUGACCUGAUGACCUGGCACCUCCAGAACGCAGGUGCUGGCGCCCGUUCCGCCUGGGACCCCCCGCGACCUUCUCCGGCCGGAAGCCCAAGGGCAUGGAUGGGCCCCAACCUCGCCCUGCCCACUUCACUCCCCCGAACCCCCCUGUCUCGAGCCUGGACCUGGCGCCCGGGAGCGAAGGACUGUGAACUUGGGUGGCCGGAAGAGCCAGAGCUAGCGCAGGUCACCAGCUGGGCGUCGUCACCCUGCCCCCACUACACCCUCGAAGUUUUCAGACUCUUCCCGUGGGGGGGGGUGAGAGUGGGUACGCCCCAAAGUCCGCCGAGGCGGCGGCAGGGCUGGUCUCCUGGUCUCCCUGGAGCAGCUCUGUUCCCCUGAUUGUGAACUCUAUAAUAGAGUAUAUAGCUUUUGUACUUUUUUUACAGGAAGGUGACUUUCUGUAACCGUGCGAUGUAUAUUAAACUUUUUAUAAAAGUUAACAUUUUACAUAAUAAACGAUUUGUAAACA
Molecule: messenger RNA, 930 nt
Organism: Lepus europaeus (European hare)
Lineage: Eukaryota; Metazoa; Chordata; Mammalia; Lagomorpha; Leporidae
Gene: ID3
Product: inhibitor of DNA binding 3
Exons: 3
Coding region: 68-427 (119 amino acids)
Biological process (GO): circadian regulation of gene expression; cell differentiation; negative regulation of transcription by RNA polymerase II
Cellular component (GO): nucleus; cytoplasm
Molecular function (GO): transcription regulator activity; protein dimerization activity
Source: RefSeq, a predicted model, not a curated record